AUGGCUGCCCCCAUGACCGCCGCGCACGCCGAGGCGCUGCUGCCGCGGCCCCCCCCUGCGCAGGACUACGGGACACUGCAGCGGCCCACGCCGCUGGCCUCCGCUGCGCCGCUAGCGCCGGCGCCGUUGCCUGACAGCUCCGGCGUCGGCGACAAGGACAUGAAGGUGUCCUGGUGGGACUGGAGCGACCCGUGGUGGCUGCUGGCCUACACGGCGUCGGAGGUGGGGGGUAUCACGUUCGCGCUGCUCUGCAUGGUGUCCAUGGUGCUGUUGAAGAAAGAGUUCUGCAUGGACUGCGAAAUCCCUGGCCUGAGGCCCUGGGAGGUGGGCCUCUGCGAGUACACCAAGUCCUACGUGAGGCUCUUCCCGCUCCUUGGCCUCGUCGUCGCGCUCGCGGUGGCCAGCCGCACGCUGCUGCGGCGCCACUUCUUCUACCAGAUGCUGAAACACAGGGUCGUCGUGCGGCUGCAGAGCAAGAAGCCUCUGCAGGACUGGCUCUUCCUGGCCCUCAUCGUGGGUCUCCUGCACGUGCUGUGCCACUUCUUCCUCUACCUCCGCACGACGAAAAAAACAGCGGCAGCGACGAUGGGGCAGGAGCGCCGGCAGCGGUCGGCGGGAGCCGGCAGGCAGAGGAGGGCCUGCGCUCCGAGAGGGCAGCUCUUCCAGCGCGGCGCUGGCGGCCUCGGGCUCCAGUGGGAGCCGUGA
Molecule: messenger RNA, 705 nt
Organism: Prorocentrum cordatum
Lineage: Eukaryota; Dinophyceae; Prorocentrales; Prorocentraceae
Source: the annotation of a GenBank genome assembly